AUGCCACCCAAACUACCCAAACUACCCAAAUGUGCCAUCUGCCAGACUGCGGCGGCGGGAAAGUACAGGUGUCCGAUCGAUGAUGUAGACUAGUACGUCCCACACCACUCAACUCGACGAGGCUGCGAAGUGGUUGUUGAGCUGAGGCUAGGACGCAACGCACGUGCCCGAACGAAUGACUGAUUCUUUUUGGACUGUUGGUGGUGCAGUUGCACGGUCAAAUGUUUCAAGGAGCAUAAAGAGGAAGGGUGUACGGGAUCCACCAAGCCUGCGACGACUGAAGACGCGAUCAAGGACGGUGCGACGGCCGACCUGACGUCAACGGGCACGCGUAGGUCCCUCUCCGUGUCCUUGGAUCGAUGUUAGUCGGCUCAAGAGCUGACACUCACUCCCUCGAAUCCACUCCAAAAGCCACUGCCAAAGUAGAACCAGACAAAAAGGAACCCGUGCCAGAUCCCACACCCCAAGAACAGGUCAAGCACACCCUCAAGCUCGAAGCCGACGAUCGACCCCGGAAGAAGCUCAAGGACCUUCGCUGGCCUCCCGAACCGGAUGCAUCGAUCUUCUUGGACCCUUUAGCAAGGGACGAUGUCAAACCCUUACGAAGGAGGGAAUACGAAGCCAUCGGUACGCUCAGCGCAGUCUCCGAAUAUCGAUACACACCGGAACGCUGAGCCUGUUUUCAUAUCUCGUCGCAGCCACCUCUCCUACGAUCCGACGACUUCUCCUCACCCAACCUUCUCUCAUCCCAACACUAUCUCGUCUCCUAGCCAUCCCCACCGAACCUUCCAAUUCAUCCUACCACAAUCACUCUUCGCACUCCUUACGAGCCCCACCCCCACCAAGUGCACGCGAGACCUCCCUCCGCCUACUUCUCGAUCUUCCCGUAACUUCAGCACCGACGUAUUAUCGUCCUUCAGGAAGAACGGUCGGAGGGGAAUAUAGGACCGGAUCCCAUGUCUCGCAGCAGGGGAGGAAAGGGAAUGCGUUCGAAAGAGCGGAUUUGUUGGGGGGUGGUGCGGCGACGGGUUUGGUUUAUUCGACGCCGGAGGAAAGAAAGGAGGUGCAGGCGUUCGUUGAUGAGGUCGAGAAGCUGUUGAAUGAUGUGAGAAAGGAUGGGGGGUUUUAA
Microbotryum saponariae is the source of this 1129-nucleotide messenger RNA. The record is from the annotation of a GenBank genome assembly. Lineage: Eukaryota; Fungi; Basidiomycota; Microbotryomycetes; Microbotryales; Microbotryaceae.